Molecule: messenger RNA, 1615 nt
Organism: Phaethon lepturus (White-tailed tropicbird)
Lineage: Eukaryota; Metazoa; Chordata; Aves; Phaethontiformes; Phaethontidae
Gene: CD36
Product: CD36 molecule (thrombospondin receptor)
Exons: 13
Biological process (GO): lipid storage; lipoprotein transport; long-chain fatty acid import into cell
Cellular component (GO): cell surface; caveola; cytoplasm
Molecular function (GO): low-density lipoprotein particle binding; scavenger receptor activity; low-density lipoprotein particle receptor activity
Source: RefSeq, a predicted model, not a curated record
AGCUGCUUGUCUUCUCGUAACUUGAUGCAAGUCAUGUGUUAAGUACUUGUACAUUCAGCUGAAAAGUCAGUUGCCCUUAUUCAAGCUUCUCUCAGGAAGAUCAGUGAGUCUAUUGGGACCAAGAAGUGAGAGAAAAAUAUCAAGCCUUACAUCAAGGAUAUUUUUACUUUGUUUGUCUGCACCCUGACAAAGGAGAGUAAUGGGCUGUAACAGAAACUGUGGGCUCCUCACUGGGGCCAUCAUCGGCGCUGUGCUGGCUAUCUUUGGAGGAGUUCUGAUACCAGUUGGAGAUAACCUUAUAGGCAAAGCAAUAAAAAAGGAAGCUGUCAUUGCAAAUGGUACCAUUGCUUUUCAAAACUGGCUUGUGCCAGGAAGUUCAGUUUACAGGCAGUUUUGGGUUUUCCAUGUGCAAAAUCCCUCAGAGGUAUUAGACCUAGGAGCACGUCCAAAACUUGAACAAAGAGGACCUUAUACAUACCGGGUGCGAUAUUUACCCAAAGAAAAUGUCACGGAAAACCCUGAUGGCACGAUAUCCUACAUGUUGCCUAACAUUGCUCGUUUUGAACCUGAUAUGUCUGUUGGGACAGAAAAUGAUACCAUCACAUGCCUUAACCUUGCUGUUGUUGCUGCACCCGCCUUGUAUACAAACACUUUUAUACAACUACUAUUAAAUACUUGGAUUAAAGCUUCUAAGUCAUCCAUGCUGCAGAACAGAACAGUGAAAGAAUUACUAUGGGGAUACAAAGAUCCCUUCUUAAACAAGGUCCCCUUCCCUUUGGACCCAGUUCUGGGAGUCUUCUACCCGUAUAAUGGGACAUUUGAUGGAAUUUACAAAGUCUAUACUGGGAAAGAAGAUAUUAAAAAAACAGCAAUAAUUGAAAGCUAUAAAUACAAAAGGAAUCUUUCAUACUGGGAAGGUCACUGCGAUUUGGUUAAUGGCACAGAUGGGGCAUCGUUCCCACCAUUUGUUAAGAAAGAUCAGAUACUGCGCUUCUUCUCCUCCGAUAUCUGCAGAUCAAUCUAUGGAGUUUUCCAGGGCAAGCAGGAUGUGAAGGGCAUCACACUCUAUCGUUUCACAGUUCCUCGUGAAGCAUUUGCAUCGCCUGCCGAAGUCAGAGAUAAUUAUUGCUUCUGUACAGAUGAAGUCAUAUCAAAGAACUGCACAGUAGCUGGAGUCCUAGAUAUUAGUGCCUGCAAAGCAGGAAGACCAGUAUUUAUCUCUCUUCCGCAUUUUCUUCAUGCAAGUGAUUCUGUACUGCAUGAUGUUGAAGGCCUGAGCCCAAACGAGAAGGAGCAUGAGACGUUUCUAGAUGUAGAGCCUAUCACUGGUUUUACACUACAAUUUGCAAAAAGGCUGCAAGUAAACCUCCUUGUGAAACCUGCACCAAAAAUUGAAGCUUUAUCAAAAGUCCAAAAACCUUAUAUUUUUCCUCUUCUUUGGCUAAAUUAGUCUGCUGUUAUUGGGGAUGAGAAAGCAGAAAUGUUCAGAAAUAAAGUCACGGGCCGGGUCCAGAUGCUGAGUGUGCUGCAGAUGGUGUUAAUGAUUGCAGGUUCUGUGCUGUUCCUCGCAUUCAUGGGUUCCUAUUUCAUAUGCAGAUCAAAGAAAUUAAAAUAA